This is a messenger RNA of Ricinus communis (castor bean), 2528 nucleotides long. RefSeq names its product patellin-3. NCBI's taxonomy places the organism in Eukaryota, Viridiplantae, Streptophyta, Magnoliopsida, Malpighiales, Euphorbiaceae. Gene Ontology annotation, molecular function: lipid binding. The transcript is spliced from 4 exons. The record is from RefSeq and is a predicted model, not a curated record. Bases 195 to 2078 code for a protein of 627 amino acids.
AGCUGGCAAACCGGUCUUGACAGUCUGGUUUCUUCCCUCACUUCUCUUCUUUUAAGCCCUUCCUUUCUUUCUCAAUUUCUCUGUUCAUCUCGCUCUCACUCUUUCUCUUCUUCAGAUUCUUUCUUUUCUCUCGUCAUUCUUUUUCUUUUUAAUUAUUUUCUAGACCUUCAUCAGAACAUCAUAAAUCUUUUACCAUGGCUGAGGAGACCCAGAAGCCGGCUGCACCAGAGGCACCAUCAACAACAACAACAACAACAACUGAGGAAGUAGUGGUGGUGGAGAAGCCUGUUACUGAGAAAGAACCAGUGCCUGCACCAGAACCUGAGCCAGAAGCACCGGAAAAGCCAGCACCUGCGGAAGAGGUAGCUAUUGAAGAAGCUGUUGUUGAAGCAAUGAAAGGGGAGGACAAACCGAAGGAGGGAACUGAGGAAGUGAAGAUUUCUCAAUCUGUGUCUUUCAAGGAGGAAACGAACGUUGUUGGUGAAUUACCUGAAGCUCAAAAGAAAGCUCUUGAUGAGUUUAAACAACUUAUUCAAGAAGCUCUUAAUAAGCAUGAGUUCACUGCUCCACCACCGCCACCAUCUCCUGUUAAAGAGGAGGAGAAGAAGGUGGCUGAGCCUGAAAAAACUGAAGAGCCAAAGGUUGAAGAGAAAACUACCUCUGAUGCUCCGUCAACUAGCGAAGAACCUAAACCUGUGGGGGCUGAGAGUGAGACUGCAGCCCCGCCGCCUCCUGUGAUGGAAGUGAAAGAGGAGGAAAAGGUGGUUGAAGAGAAAAAAGAGGAGAAAGUCGAAGAAAAAGUUGAUGUGAAGGAGGAAACGAAGGAGGCGGCACCAGUUGUUGUCGCGGAAGAGGUUGUUGUCUCGAAGAUUUCUACUGUGGAUGAGGACGGAGCCAAGACAGUAGAGGCUAUUGAGGAAACCGUAGUAGCUGUUUCUGCUCCUCCUGCUGCUGUGGAAGAGCCAGCCGCACCAGCAAAAGAAGCUGAGGCAGCUCCCGUAGAGGAGACCAAAGCAGAGGAGACUCCUGCACCACCACCACCGCCACCAGAGGAAGUUUUCAUCUGGGGAAUUCCAAUUCUUGGAGAUGAAAAGAGUGAUGUGAUCCUCUUGAAAUUCCUGAGAGCUAGGGAUUUCAAGGUUAAGGAUGCUUUCACUAUGAUCAAGAACACUGUACGCUGGAGAAAAGAGUUUGGAAUCGAUGCUUUGCUAGAAGAAGACCUUGGAAAUGAAUUGGAGAAAGCUGUGUUUAUGCACGGAUUUGAUACGGAAGGUCACCCUGUCUGCUAUAAUGUUUUUGGAGCUUUCCAGGAGAAGGAAUUGUAUCAGAAUUGCUUUGCCGAUGAGGAGAAGCGUGUGAAAUUCUUGCGAUGGAGGAUUCAGUUCUUGGAGAAGAGUAUCAGAAAGCUUGAUUUCAGCCCUAAUGGUAUUUGCACAAUAGUUCAGGUCAAUGAUCUCAAGAAUUCUCCUGGACCUGCUAAGAGGGAGCUGAGGCAGGCCACUAAUCAAGCACUUGCUAUACUUCAAGAUAACUAUCCUGAAUUUGUGGCCAAACAGGUAUUCAUCAAUGUUCCAUGGUGGUACCUUGCAUUUAAUAGGAUGAUCAGUCCUUUCCUGACACAAAGGACCAAGAGCAAAUUUGUAUUUGCUGGUCCAUCCAAAUCUGCAGAGACCCUUUUCAAGUACGUAGCUGCUGAGCAAGUGCCAGUUCAAUAUGGUGGACUAAGCAGGGAAGGUGUUCAAGAAUUCAGUGUCAGUGACGCUGUCACUGAGGUUACAAUUAAGCCAGCAACAAAACACACUGUUGAGUUCUCAUUUUCUGAGAGAUGCCUUCUGGUUUGGGAACUCAGAGUUGUGGGUUGGGAUGUGAGCUAUGGAGCUGAGUUCGUGCCAAGCGCAGAUGAUGGUUACACUGUUAUUGUAUCAAAAGCAAGAAAGGUUAGCCCAAGCGAUGAGCCUGUUAUCUGCGACACAUUCAAGAUUAGCGAACCCGGCAAGGUAGUGCUCACCAUUGAUAACCAAACUUCCAAGAAGAAGAAGCUUCUCUAUAGGUCCAAGACCAAACCCCUCUCUGAAUAAGCUUUCAAUAAUCAAUGGAUGGAAUUGGAAUUGCAGAAAUAAGGAAGGAAGGAAGGAAGGAAGGAAGAAAGGAAGAAGGGUCUUUUGUUCUUGGAAGAAGAAAAAACAACUGGGGUUUUUGUUUUUCUUGUUUAAAUUUAAUUUUGUUCUAUAAAAGUCUGGGGCAUUUAUUUAUAAUUUUUUAUUAGUUUAUUUUUCUUUUCUUGGGGGGGUUUAUUUUUGUUAUUUGGUGUUUGAUUGGAUACAGAAUUACUGGUAAAAAAAAAAAAAGAAAAUGUCUUGGAUGCAUUGGGAAGACACAGUUGAGGUACUAUGUAUUGUGGGAUAUGAAUGUGUGUAAUGUGUCUCCAAUGUGCACAGUAUCUAUGUUUAUCAUUCUUGAAUCUUGAUACUCUUGCCUGUAAAAUUUGUGUAAAUUUGAUGGUGUAAAACUUUAUUUUAAUCUUCUUA